This is a messenger RNA of Leucoraja erinaceus (little skate), 6362 nucleotides long. Its product is annotated as TLR adapter interacting with SLC15A4 on the lysosome-like. The coding region runs from base 3753 to 4637 and encodes 294 amino acids. The record is from RefSeq and is a predicted model, not a curated record. NCBI's taxonomy places the organism in Eukaryota, Metazoa, Chordata, Chondrichthyes, Rajiformes, Rajidae. The transcript is spliced from 2 exons. Gene Ontology annotation, biological process: regulation of toll-like receptor signaling pathway.
GCUGGAGUAACUCAGCGGGACAGGCAGCAUCUCUGGAGAGGAAUGGGUGACGUUGCGGGUCGAGACCCUUCUUCAGAAUGGUUAGGGAUAAGGGAAAUGAGAGACAGACGAUUAUGUGGAGAGAUAAAGAACAAUGAAUGAAAGAUAUGCAAAAAAAAGUAACGAUAAUAAAGGAAACAGGCCAUUGUUAGCUGUUUGUAGGGUGUAAAUGAGAAGCUACUGUGACUUGGGUGGGGGAGGGAUAGAUAGAGGGAAUGCCAGGGCCACCUGAAGUGAGAAAAAUCAACUGAGAGGCAGCACCCGAGGUCAGGAUUGAACCCGUGUCUCUGGCACUGUGAGGCAGCAGCUCUGUCAGCUGUGGCAUUCUGGUCUGAUUAACACUGGAAUUAAACAAGGGGUCAGAAUCGGAGGCGUGCACACACUUUGGAGACUGCAAAGAUUGGGGUUAUGGAGUAUUUUGAAAGCAUGAUAAUUAUAAAAUUGUGAUUAGAGCAGGACUUGCUACAAGAUAGAAAAUUCUAUGAGCUCCAGUAACAAGUUCCUGUUGAUAGCCCAUCAUUUGGCUAUGUAUGGGUAUAGUACCAGUUCAGUUUACUUCAAUGCAAACCAUGGAUGUGUCGAUUUUUACUUUCUGCCAAGUGCCAGUGUCACAUGUUUGUUACAAAAUGUCUGAGCACAUACUGACAUCCAUCUGCACAUUUUUUAGCUGAAAUAUCUACAAAACCUUUCUUAGGAAAUGCUAACACUUGGGCCUUAUGUAGAAUAGAAAGCCUUGAAAUAGCUUAGAAAUCUGGGAUGUCAAGGAUAGACACAAAUCUAUCUUUGUGUUGGAGUAACUCAGCGAGUCAGGUAAACCCUCCAAUUUAUUUGCUCAAUAUUACCAUACUUUGCGUCUUUCACUUGAAUGUAACCUAAAUACCACACAGGGAAUAAACCAUGUUUUAUUUCUACAACCUAUCAUGAUAUUGAGGUAAAUAGCAAGUUAUGUGAGGCUUUUAAGAUGUAACAUUAUGAGAAUAUUAGAUUUCACUUCCUCAAUAAAUGGUUCACCUGCUUAGAUUUAGUUUUACAAACAUACUUCUAUUUCAUUUUCUGCCACAAGUCCAAAUGAAGAAGCAUUCAGUUUUGGGUUCUUAUUUCUCAGUUAACCAUUUUUCUCUUUCACAUCCUUUCGGUGAAUUUAAAUCAGUUUCCAGCUCUGUAUUGAGCCCUAAAUGUGGUCACACUAUUUACCAGGUGCAAAGGCUUAAGGGUUUCCAUUGUCCAAAUGUGGUUAUGAGCAGCACGGUAAUAUGGACGACUAAUCCUAAGUUUCAUGUUUUUAAAUGUUUUUUACAUGACAUCUGAAUCUAAAACUCUGAGAUGCAGAAAUUCCCCUGCAUUCUUCAGACAUUAGAGGUACAGCGCGGAAACAGGUCCUUCGGCUCAACGAGUCCGUGCCAACCAGUGAUCACCCUGUACACUAACACUAUCCUAUAAACUAGAGAUAAUUUACAACUUUUACCAAAGUUAAUUAACCUACAAACCUAUAUUGUCUUUGGCGUGUGGGAGGAAACCAGAGCACCCAGAGAAAACCCAUGCCGUCACAGUGAGAAUGUACAAACUCCGUACAGACAGCACCUGUACUCAGGAUCGAACCUGGGUCUCUGGCGCUGUAAGGCAGCAAUUCUACCGCUGCAUCUCGGUGCUGCACACCAAACGAGCAUUUUAAUUGGGUGCAAUGAGAGUUUUGCCCCUGCCGCAGACUUUGGUUGCAUAUGAGGACAGUGCGUAAGAUUUGGGGAAAACAUUAGGGUCUGCAGUAAUGUGCGAAUGGAUGUUAGAUCUCAGAUCUAGGACUCUGUAUAUUUCCCGGUGGGAAUGGGAAGGACCAGAACAGUACGUGUGGGAAGAUCUGGUUGGGAGAGUUACAAAUUGGGUAUUUAUGUAUUGUAUAUUUGAUCUGUUUGGAUAGCAUGCAAAACAAAACUUUCCACUGUACCUCGGUACACAUGACACUAAUAAUCAUAAACCUAAACAUGCAAAUAUUUGAGGAAUUUACUUGACAGUACACAAUAUACAUAAUGAUGUGAGGGAUAUGUAGUUGUCCUGGCAGUAGGUUAAGUCUUAGUCUAACCAUAUAACCAUAUAACCAUAUAACAAUUACAGCAUGGAAACAGGCCAUCUCGACCCUUCUAGUCCGUGCCGAACACGUAUUCUCCCCUAGUCCCAUAUACCUGCACUCAGACCAUAACCCUCCAUUCCUUUCCCGUCCAUAUAACUAUCCAAUUUAUUUUUAAAUGAUAAAAACGAACCUGCCUCCACCACCUUCACUGGAAGCUCAUUCCACACAGCCAACACUCUCUGAGUAAAGAAGUUCCCCCUCAUGUUAUCCCUAAACUUCUGUCCCUUCAUUCUCAAGUCAUGUCCCCUUGUUUGAAUGUUCCCUACUCUCAGUGGGAAAAGUGCCCUUCAAAUCUCUAACAGGAGCUCUUUAUGGGGGAAUGAAGUCACCUUGUGCAUAUGUGGCAGAAAUGAUGUCAGGUCUCAAGAGUGACUUAAAAAAUGAUUGUUUUAUUCUAUAGAAAAAAACACAGUUGCUAAAUGAAUGAUAAACAGCAUUUUAUGGUUGCAUUUCUAUCCCAUAUUAUUUUAACUGCUCACAGAUUUAGUUAAAAAUAUGAUCAAUAUUAAUUGAAUAAGGGCCUCAACUAAUAGGGAGUGCAGGGAAGGUAAAUUGGUGAAGAUCAGAAAAAUUCACAGCAAAUAUAUUUACCGUGGGUGUCCUUAGAUUGAGGAACCAUUGAGCCAGAGACAGUAAGUGAUGACACAAGUGAGUUGUGAGGAACAAACUUAGAGGUUAGAGGAACCGGAAUAAAUGUGAGUGUUAUGAAGGGAUAAAGGUUCAUUAUUGAUAUUUAUUGGCUCUGGAAUUGAGAAAGAAUCAUAGAAAUAUGAAAAGCUUGACGAAAUGACAAUAAAAUAAUAUUGGGCAACUUUAGUCUUCAUAUAAACUAUUCCAUCAGGCCCUGGAGAUGUAUCUACCUUAGUACUCUGCAAGAGUCUCAACACCAUCUCCUUCUUCAUCCCAAACUGGCUUUGCAUAUUAAUAUACCCCACAUUUAUCUCACUGUCCUGCUCCUUGGUGAAUACAGAUGCAACGCACUUGUUUACUACCUCAGCUGCAUCUGACUCCAGGCACAAAUUCCCUCCUUUAUCCCCGAGCAGUCCUACUUUUUCUCUGGUUUUUAAUGUAUGUAUAAAAAGUCUUGGGUCUUUUUUUUAAUCUCGCCAAUUAUAUUUCAUGUGCCCUUUUGGCCUUUCCAUUUGGCUGCUUUUAUAUUCUUCAAAGGCCUUGUCUGAUUUCACCUUCCCAAACCUUACAGCCACUUCAUUUUUCUUUUUGACAAAAUUUAUAACCUCUUUGCCAUCCUUGCCAACCUUAGUCUUCCUUCUUUCUGGAACAUGCUGGACCUGAACUCAGAUCAGCUGACCUUUAUGUGACUCCCACAUAUCAAACAUGGCCUUAACCUAUAACAAUUGGGCCCAACUUACUCUCCCAUGUACUUGCCUAAUAAUGCUCUCAUCUGCCUACCCCAGUUCAGUCAUAUCUCUUUAAGAUGUUACCCUGAAAAAUGUGCAGCAGUUAACGUUCCGGCUAACUUCCUCUUUUUGAAUAUAUUUAUCAAUAACUGAAGCUUCAACUUCCUCUCUGAGGUUUGCCUCUGUGGAACAACUCUAUUACGUAAAAAUACUUAGCUCAACCUGAAGGGAUGUUAAGUGAAGGCUUCAUCUGCGGAAUUCCUUACUGGAAAGAAUACCAAAGGGAAAGCAGGAGUGAGCAGAGUCAACCAAGGUAUGAUGACAUGUCACAUGAGUUGAGGUCAGUCAAUGACCUUCUGGAGUGCCCUCAUUCUGAUUCAUCAAAUGCGGCUCUGUCACUUCUUGAAAGGUGCAAGUCCUUCGGCAGAUCAUUCAGAUCGAGUGGACGGGAAAAGAAGGUGACACCAUUGUUACAGGUCUCCAAGGUGACUCCCAUUCCCAGGCAGGCAUCUCUGGUUGUGGACAUCCCAGGAAGUUCUGGUGUGAGCAACAAGGAUACCUAUUUUGUCCCCUCCUGUUGCAAAAGCAUUUGUGACAAUUACAAUGACCUGCAGAUCGCUGGAGAUCACGUCUUGCCAAUUGAUUCAGAGACGUCAGGCCUGACAUCCCAAAGCAGCCAUGAAGCAAAUAUGGGUCCAUUCUUGUAUUCGCUGGAAAUUCCUUCGUCAGAGUCUCCUAAACUGUCGGAGUUGACAAACAAGCCAUCCAAUGGUGACACAUCUUGUUGGCGCAGCAGCAGUGCUAAAUACAAAAGCAUCAUCCAACACUCUCAACCCCUCACCAACUCGGUCCUCAACGACUAUCUCGAGCAGAAGGUUCUCGAACUCUACAAGCAGUACAUAAUGGACAGCAUGGUGAACAGUGCAUCACCAACAAAAAUAAUGGAAUCAGAGCUGAUAAUGAACAACGUUGACCAAAUUAGCAUGCAGAUAUCACGAGAGCAGAACAUGGAAACUACCAAAGCCAAGGACAUUGUUAUCAACUGCCUGCUGCGACUUGCAAGUGAAAUUCAAUCAAAUGAGUUUAGUACGCCAAAUUUACAGAUAUCUUCAUGAAUAAAACCAGAUUUCAAAAUUACUGGGUGAUCAAGGUUGUAAAUGCAAGUUCUUAAAAUGUAUAAUUAAGUUUGGACAUAAUUCCUACCUGUAGAUUACUCCCUUGUUAUAACGUUUUCUCUGAUUAUUAACCCAAUCCAUAAAUCCAAGCCCCCUGAAGAUAAAUCACCAUCCUCUAAUGACAUUAACAAAAUCCUUCUAGUUGCCACACUUCUUGCAAUCAGUGACCACUCCCUCCAGGAGUAGAGAUGCUUAUGACCCAAUCUACAGCCCAGCAGUAUGAACAUUGACUUCUCCAACUUCAAGUAGCCCUUGCUUUCCCUCUCUCUCCAACCCCUCUCCCCUCCGACCAGUCUCUGACUACAUUUUAUCUCUGUACCGCCCACUCCCCUCACCCAUUCCUCUCCAGAGUUGCUGCCUGUCCUGCUGACUUAAUCCAGCUUUUUGUGCCUACUCGUGGAAAACCCUGAUGCAGGGCCUCGACCCAAAUGGCCAACCGUACCUCAGCCUCCACAGAUGCUGCCUCUCUCGCUGAGUUCCUCCAGCAGUUUUGUUUGGUACUCCAUAUUAGAGCAUCCACAUCCACAGUGUCUUGCUUCUCCAGUUAAGUCCAUGCCUGGUGUAACAGCAGGCAGCUGAUAACUGGCAGCCGGAGCCCAUCCACUGCUUUUGUUUUCUCAGUCAUUGCCAGUGUGAAAUUUCUACUCUCUCUGCAAACUGCUGGAAUCCACACAGCUCAAAUUUAGCAAGUUCUCCAUCGCAGUAGCACAAAAUAGCAAUGACAGCAUCCUAGCAAAGUGAAAUGUUUUUGCCACCAGUUUGUGAUAUUAUUACUAAGGCCUUAGUGUCUCCUGGAAAGAAUUACAUUUGGGCUGAUUCCCUCAUGUUUCUCACUUAUUCUAGACAACAAUGCAAUAUGUCAUGUCAGGCAUUGGAGGAAGGGGGCAAUCUUGGCUUGGAGAUACUGGACAAAGAAUAGUUAGACAUUUUAUAGCUGAGACCAAAUGUCCAUUGGAGCUAUUAAAAUAAUUGCUUCUUUUUUAAUUGUAUGAUCUAUUCAGCAACUAUUGACCAUUAAAUUGAACAUUGCAUUGACUGCAUUGACCACUGAUAAGGAACCUACAGCAGAAACUGCAUUUAAUUUGCAAAAUAAUUAUCACAUGGUAAAUGACUUGCAACGUGGCCUGAACAAAAAAUGACCUGGAAUGUAACUAUCUGUACAUGUCUUGUGAUUUAAGUAAAUAUGAUCAUCCAAAUCACUUGCAGUUGUAGUGAAAAUGCCUUGCUUCAAAUCACCCUUGGUUUUACUGGGAGUUGAUUAUUGCUGCCUGCACAAAUUUUUUAAAUUGGAAAUGGCGAUAUGCCGUACAGUGCAGUACAAUCACACUCUCUAAAUGAUGCAGCAUCUGGUUUGUUCUAUUCUGACAACAAUCAUUAAUGCUUAUUCUGACCAUGCACAGAAAUUAAAACAGUACCUUUUGAUUGUGAAUGUUUUUCAGCUAAUCAUACACCUACUGUGUUGAAAUUAUGCUUCAUAUUUCAAAUUAAAUACAUGAUUUUCAGAUGAAUUAAAUCUUGGAUUUCAUAAAUGUUAUAUUUCUGUUUUGAUUUUAUGAAAAAAUAUAUAUUUUUUGCUAUUAGCUGUGUACACUUGUGAUAUGAUAUGGGCUGUGGAAUAAAGACAUUUCAUGUGAUUUGAAAGCACAUGUUUUCAGUGACAAUGGA